CAGUGCUGUGGAAUUCAACAGGAAAUUGGUGUGUUGGGCAAUAUUUCACUGGCCAGACCCAAUAUCUCUAUGAUGCCACGCGAUGGCGUUCUCGUCUAAGACAUGUCUCAUACCUAGCAAAGUAGCCAACGCAUAGGCAUGCUUAUAGUCACAAUCAGUAUGUGGGUAUUUGGCGCUGAUUAUUGAGGGCAGAGAUUGCCUCAGACGUGAGGUGGUCUAUUGUUCUGGGUAUAAUUCUUCAAAAUGGGGUUUGACCUAGGUUAGUCUAGAAGCGAAGCAAAGCAACUCCUGCGUACAUGCCUUGCAACCUCACCCACCUGGGAAUCGUUCGGUGCUUGAAUCGUACUGCAUCAACCCGUGUCUCAUACCAAACUCUGUCAGUCCAAAUGACAAGUGCUUGUGAGGACUUCGCAGGAACCACGUUUGGAAGCUUCCGUCUAAGAUAUGACGGCUUACUAUCACUCAAUCAAUCAACCCGCGCCCAAUUAUCUUUCUGUUCGAAGUCAUCCAGUAAGUACAACGGGAGCAGCUGGGCAGACCAAAUCGGCAUUUCAGUACCCUUAUCAACUAGAAUGGCUGCGACCCUGACAGUCAUCCAAAAGAACAUCUUGGCCAUGUCCAAGGCUGAAUACCUCUCGCAUAUCGGCAACUACGACUACGAAACAAAGCUCCAGGUCGCUGCUGCCAUCUUCAAAGUAGAUGUUCAGUCUUCAAGACCAUCGAUACUGCUUCUAAAACGCAAGCGGCACGGCAUACACAGUCCAGCACUCUUUGAAGUCCCUAACGGUAAUGUGAAUGACGAUGACUUCAUCAUCUCGGACUCUAUAGCCCGGGCAGUCAGCAGUCUAGUCGAUUUGAAGGUCUUUCGAAUAAAUGCCAUGUUACGCGAGAAGCGAUGGGUGGACAGGCAGUAUUCUUGGAUGGACGAUGACGACCAUACCGACCUCACAUCCUUGGUCAAUACGGACUACUUGCAGCUAAACUGGGCCGUAGCCGUGAGUGAUAUCGGGGAUGUUGCUGUCAAAAGUGACGAGCAUGAAGAGUACGUCUGGGCGACCUGGAACGCACUGGGGAUGCUCAAUCUCCGAGACGAGACCCGCGAUCUUGCAAAGGAGGCUUUGACCUGGGCGGCGAGGCGUCUUUGCUGAGUAUUCGCUUGUGUGAUAUAUUCCAAGGGCUCCAGGCGGGCUUGUAGGCUCGAACAGCAAGCAAGCACUUAGGGAGCUCCGUUGUGGAUAAAGUGUAUCAUGAUAGGA
This is a messenger RNA of Truncatella angustata, 1256 nucleotides long. RefSeq lists its product as uncharacterized. The transcript has 2 exons. Lineage: Eukaryota; Fungi; Ascomycota; Sordariomycetes; Amphisphaeriales; Sporocadaceae. Bases 297 to 1148 code for a protein of 283 amino acids. The record is from RefSeq and is a predicted model, not a curated record.